This is a messenger RNA of Lepisosteus oculatus (spotted gar), 7306 nucleotides long. The record is from RefSeq and is a predicted model, not a curated record. NCBI's taxonomy places the organism in Eukaryota, Metazoa, Chordata, Actinopteri, Semionotiformes, Lepisosteidae.
CUCCGGUCUGAGUUGUCCCAUUUUUCUAAUCAGGUGCAGCAACAGUGACAUUUUGGUCUUGUCUCUAAAUUCGCAAUGGGAUGACGAUAUACUCGAUCUCAACAGUAAGAAUGUAAAUCCUCACAAAAAUGUUCACUAUUCACAGCUGACAUGACGUUUUUUGCGUAUUGAAUAAAGCUAGAUAGUAGCGUGUUUCCCCUCACGCAUCUUCGUUCGUCUUCGUAUGUUUCCGUGAUGUCCGAGUGCCUCUCCCGUAUUCCGUUCUUCUCCGUGUAUUCCCGGUGGCCUUUGCUUCCGAAGUUCAGUUCGUGUGUUCCCAGAAUCCGGCUUUUUCGGUCCGCCGGAGUCUCGCCUGGUGGUGCAAACUGCUCUCAGUGGAAGAUGGCGGUGGGGAUGGAGUCUAGGAUGAGAGAGGAUCGGUGGUAAAUUUAGCUCACUGAAAGUAAAAUAUGUUUAAUUUUCUGUUUCAAGUGGCCUGGAAUGGAUCUUGGGAAUAUAUUGUUUGCAUCUACGCCCGAUAACUGACUUGGAGCUAAAGCACUUGGGGACUCACACUAUCAUUUUUCCUAAGUCCAAUGUAACAGUCUAGUGGAGGAAAAAAAAGUGGAUGAAAAUGUCGGAUAGUAAGGUAAAAGUUGCUGUAAGAGUCCGGCCAAUGAACCGGAGAGAAAUUGAGCUGAACACGAAAUGUGUUGUGGAAAUGGAAGACAACCAAACCGUCCUGCACCCACCGCCUUCAAACUCGAAAGGGGAGAACAGAAAACCUCCCAAGGUGUUUGCCUUUGACUAUUGCUUUUGGUCCAUGGAUGAAUCAAAUGUUACAAAAUAUGCAGGUCAAGAAGUAGUAUUUAAGUGCCUUGGAGAGGGAAUACUUGACAAUGCAUUUCAAGGCUACAAUGCCUGCAUCUUUGCCUAUGGGCAAACAGGUUCAGGCAAGUCCUUCUCUAUGAUGGGCAAUGGAGACCAGCCAGGCCUUAUUCCCCGUCUCUGUUGCUCUUUGUUUGAAAGGGUUUCAGAGCAAGACAGCGAAUCACACACGUUCAAAGUGGAGGUUUCCUAUAUGGAAAUCUACAACGAAAAAGUGAGAGAUCUGCUGGAUCCUAAAGGAAGCAGGCAGUCCCUCAAGGUUCGAGAGCACAAGGUGUUUGGCCCCUAUGUGGAUGGAUUGUCGCAGCUCGCCGUCACCAAUUUUGAAGACAUUGAGUCGUUAAUGUCAGAAGGCAACAAAUCUAGAACAGUGGCUGCAACCAACAUGAAUGAAGAAAGCAGCCGCUCCCAUGCAGUGUUCAGUAUUAUAAUAACCCAGACGCUCUAUGACCUGCAGUCUGGGAACUCCGGAGAAAAGGUGAGCAAAGUCAGCCUGGUGGACUUGGCUGGGAGUGAAAGAGUAUCCAAGACCGGAGCAGCUGGAGAAAGACUGAAGGAAGGAAGCAAUAUAAACAAGUCUCUCACCACUCUGGGAUGCGUCAUCUCCGCAUUAGCAGACCAGUCGGCAGGAAAAGGGAAGAACAAGUUUGUGCCUUACAGAGACUCUGUACUCACCUGGCUCCUGAAGGACAACUUGGGGGGGAACAGCAAGACGGCCAUGAUAGCGACCGUGAGCCCUGCUGCAGACAACUACGAGGAGACGCUCUCCACCCUGCGGUACGCAGACCGGGCGAAGAGGAUUGUUAACCAUGCCAUAGUGAACGAGGACCCCAACGCCAGGAUCAUCAGGGAGCUCCGGGAAGAGGUGGAGAAACUGAGGGAGCAGCUGUCACAGGCCGAGUCUAUGAAGGCCCCAGAACUAAAAGAGAAGCUGGAGGAGUCAGAAAAACUCAUCAAAGAAAUGACUGUGACCUGGGAAGAGAAGCUUCGGAAGACAGAGGAAAUUGCACAGGAGAGACAAAAACAGCUGGAGAGCAUGGGCAUUUCCCUAGAGUCAUCAGGGAUCAAGGUCGGAGAGGAUAAGUGUUUUCUGGUCAACCUGAACGCUGAUCCUGCCCUGAAUGAGCUGCUGGUUUAUUAUUUAAAGGAAUACACCAGAGUGGGAGCUGACACAUCUCAGGAUAUCCAGUUAUUUGGGAUCGGAAUUCAGCCAGAACACUCUUUUAUACAGAUUGCAGCGGAUGGAGACGUGACUCUCACCCCAAUUGAAAAUGCCAGAACCUGUGUGAAUGGCACCAUGAUAGACUCUGAAGUUCACCUGUGGCACGGAGACCGCAUCCUCUGGGGCAAUAAUCACUUCUUCAGGAUCAACCUCCCAAAGAGGAAGAGGAGAGACCGGUUGAAGGAGAUUGAGAGAGAGUCCAUGAAGGAUUCCUUCUCCGAUCAUGAUGUGGAGACAGCCAGCGAAGCCUCUUCCGAGCAGGACUACAACUAUGAGUUUGCACAGAUGGAAGUCAUGAUGAAAACCCUGAGCAGCAACGACCCCAUGCAGGACGUGGUGCAGGUGCUGGAGAAGCAGUACCUGGAGGAGAAGCGCACGGCCCUGGAGGAGCAGCGGCUGAUGUACGAGCGGGAGCUGGAGCAGCUCCGGCAGCAGCUGUCCCCCGAGCGCCAGCGCCGCAGCAGCACGGACCGCCUGGCCUUCGCCACGCCCACCGCGCAGCAGAAAGUCAAGCUGUGGUCAGAGGAGCGAUUCUUGGAGUGUCUUUUCCAUGAUGUCAAGCUGCAAUACGCAGUUCCUAUUAUCAGUCAGCAGGGGGAGGUAGCAGGCAGGUUACACGUGGAGCUGAUGCGGGUGAGCGGGGCUGUUCCCGAGAGGCUUGUCGGGGGAGACGACUCUUCCGAGAACUCUAGCGAGAGUGGGAGCUACGAAAUUAUGGACAAUCAUGGAGAAAUUGUCCACAUGGCCAAGAAACUCACAUGCAGGGUAAAGAUCAAAGAAGCCACAGGUCUGCCGCUGAACCUGUCCAACUUCGUGUUCUGUCAGUACACCUUCUGGGACCAGUCUGAGCCCACAGUGGCCCCUCCAAUGGUGAACCCUGACAAGCCCUCUCCUAAAAACAAAGACGUUCAGUUCACUGUGAAAUUCGAACACUGCAAGGACUAUGUGGUUCACGUGACAGAAGAGUUCCUGGAGUUCAUGUCAGAGGGGGCUCUUGCCAUCGAGGUGUGGGGUCACCGAUGUGCGGGGAACGGCAGGUCUCUUUGGGAGCUGGACGCCAUGCAGGCCAAAACACGUACUCUCAGAGACAGAUGGAGCGAGGUGUCCCGGAGGAUUGAGAUGUGGGUGUCCAUCCAGGAGCUCAAUGAGCUGGGGGAGUACACCGCUGUGGAGCUGCACCAGGCCAAAGACGUCAACACAGGGGGCAUCUUUCAGCUCCGCCAGGGUCACUCUCGGAGGCUCCAGGUGGCGGUGAAGCCGGUGCAGCAGUCCGGGACUUUACCCCUCAUUGUGGAGGCCAUCUUGUCUGUGUCCAUCGGCUGUGUGUCCGCUCGCUCGGUCAGGCUGCAGCGUGCCUUGGACAGCUACCAGAAGGAGGAUGAUGCUGAUAUGGAUAGUUACCAGGAGGAAGACUUGAACUGCGUCCGAGACCGGUGGUCAGAAGCUUUGAUUAAACGCAGAGAAUACCUCGAUGAGCAAAUUAAAAAAAUAAUCAAUAAGCAAGAGAAGGCCGAGGACGACAUGGAGAGAGAAGCUCGGCUGGUGGAGCAGUGGGUGCGGCUGACGGAGGAGCAGAACGCCGUGCUGGUGCCCACGCCCGGCAGCGGCAUCCCAGGAGCACCGGCGCACUGGACCCCGUCUGCAGGAAUGGAAGCUCAUAUCCCAGUUCUCUUUCUGGACUUGAAUGCGGACGACCUGACCGUGAAUGAGCAGCUGACAGGGCCUCACGCAUCGGGGGUCAACUCCAUUCUGCCAAAGGAGCACGGUAGCCAGUUCUUCUAUCUGCCCAUCAUCAGGCACAGCAACGAGGAGGUGUUAGCGGUUUGCUCCUGGGACUCGUCCAUUCAUGACUCAGUCCAUCUAAACAGAAUUACUCCACCGAACGAACGGAUAUAUCUGAUAGUAAAAGCAACUGUUCAGCUCAGUCACCCUGCUCCUAUGGAGUUAGUCAUAAGGAAGAGGAUUGCUGUCAACAUUUAUAACAAGCAGAGUUUUACCCAGAGUCUGAAAAGAAGAAUGUCUUUGAAGAAUGUUCUCUAUUCCUGUGGUGUCACUUAUGAAAUUGUGUCUAACAUACCGAAGGCCUCAGAGGAGACGGAGGACCGGGAGACGCUGGCUCUGAUGGCGGCACGAGGAGAGAGCGAGGGCUCGGCAGACGGAGAGACCUACAUCGAAAAGUACACGCGCGGCGUGCUGGAGGUGGAGAACAUCCUGAGCCUGGAGCGCCUCAGACAGGCUGUCACAGUCAAAGAAGCACUGUCUGCAAAAGGAAGGCACAUCCGGAGGAGCAUCAGCACACCCAACGUGCAGCACGUGUCCUGUGGGAGAUCUGACCUCACUGAGGAUGAUGACUUUAAGGGCCACUCAGAAAGCCAUCUGGAUAUUUCAGACUGCUUGUCCAGUUAUCAGGACAUAUCUCUUUAUGGAACUCUCCCCAAGGACUCACCCCUCAAAAGUAAAGAAAAUCACGGUUGUGUACCAGAAGCUCCCCUUUUCUUUAAUGCAAGUCCGUUUAAAGCAUUAUCACCUCAGCCACCCAAAUUCCUAAAGUCGUUAAUGCCUGUCAAAGAAGAGCACAAAGUAAAGCAUUCCCUGGAAUCAAGACCUCUCCUUGGACAAGAGAGCAUGCCUCCAUCUCAGGAUAGUUCUAAGCUGGCUCACAGCCCUGACAGUGUUGUGUCCUCAGGAUGUAUUGCCAGCAGCAUGCAACUAGAUCACUAUAACACACAAGGAGCUAAGAUUGAUUCUGAAGAAGACGAUACUGAUUCGGACAGCGUGAGUAAGCCCGGUGUGGGCUCUCAUGGUCUCCAGAGUUUACAGCCUUACAUUCCUGAAGAAUUUGCAGACUUUGAUGUUUACAAUGCCAGCCUGGAGAGCAGGGACUUGUUUUCUUCCAAAUCUGAGCUGACCAGCUGUCGAGUUUUAGAAAAAGAAGUCUCCCGCAGCCCCACUGCCAGUAGCAUGACCAGCGGCUACUUCUCCCACAGUGCCUCUAACGCCACUCUGUCUGAUGUGCUCUUCGCUGGCAGUGACAGUACUGACCAGCUGGCCAAUCAGAACAGAGACACUGAGUCCUGUGACCCCUCACAUCUGGAGAGGAGGCUCUCCUUCAGCCCGGACCAGCUGGAGCACGUUGAGGAAGCCCCACAACAUGCAGCAAAAUAUUCAGUUGAAACUAAAAGUGCCUUUGAAAAUGAGUCAUUUGCAUGCAAGGAGGUUGCUGAACCCAAAAGUAGGACUCCCUCCAGAACUGCAACCAUUUUCUCCUCAUGCUCGCUAAAUUGUCAGGACAGUAGAUCAGCCUCUGCAACACAAGCUUCUGAUGUUGUGCCAGAUUCAUCAUCGAACGAAAAUGCUCUGUGUCUCUCCAGUCAAGAGUUUACAGACUUCAAAGGCGCAGAUGAUGAGAAGGACAUUGGGCAGUUUAUUGACGAGCAGUGUGAAGAAAAAGGCUUUUUGGCAGGUCAGAAAGAACUGGAUCAAAUCUCUAAGUGUGGUGCUAUUAACCAAAUCCAUAGCCCAAUGCAAAAUGGCCGACAGUCACUGUGUGCCCCUGUCGAGGCCUUGCAGAGCACACAAAGGAUGACCGAUUACAUGUGCCUGACAAACUCGAGUGAAGAACUGACUGCUGGGGUGUCUGUGGAAUCGGGUGGAGACUCUACCCCUCCAGCUACAGACACAUCCAUGAACAAGAAUCAUAUGGACUCCUCAAGCAGUGAUGAGGGUCCUCCUUUAAGACACUCUCCUGAGUGGAUGGCACCAGGCGAACAUGUGUGUAUUGGAAAUAAAACUGGGACUAUUCACUAUGUUGGUGCUGUGGAUUUUGCAGAGGGAGUCUGGGUUGGAGUGGAGCUUGACCUUCCAGCUGGCAAACACGACGGCACUGUCCAUGGGCGGGAGUAUUUCCGCUGCCUCCCGGGACACGGCGUGUUUGUGAAGCCCACCCGCCUCUCUCCAGCCCCCCACAAGGUCAAAGCGCAGGACAGCGUACCCAGGUCCCAGUCGGCCGCCAGCACCAGCAGGAAACGGAGAGGCGUCGCCACCCCCCCGAAGACGCAAGAACACCGCCGCUCGUGGGUCAGCUGAUCCUCGGCUUUUGCUCUUGCUACGCGACCUGCUGCGUAGAGAAACAGUGUUUGGUUGUGUAUAUUGGAACCUGAUUUGUAUAUUCGGAAAGGUGACUGAAUGGUUUCUGCUGGGUCGUGACUUUGUCCUUUUAUUAGACACCAGCUAACAGCUAGUAGUUGGUGCACAUUAUACAGAUACACAUGUACUUAGUUUAAAGCCCACAUUUUAUAACUUUGACAUGCUGUAUUAAUUCUGAAUUACUUCAUUGGAGACGCCUAUUCACUCAGACAAGCUUACCUCCUGAGAGAAUGUGGGUUUUCUGUUAGAAACUAGACCACUGUUAAAAUUGUCUGUUUUCCUAACUCCUUGUCUGUAUGAUUUUAAAUGUUGUGAAUUGCCAAAGAACCCAUUAUAUCUGCUGUCCAUACCCUAGUUUGUUUGUUUUUUUAAAGGGAAAGCUCUGUGCCAUAUUUCCCUUGAUGGCUAGGUAUUGUAAUGCCUUUUGCUUCUCUGUGUUUCACAAAACACUCUUCCAUGACGUCUGUCUUCCAAAAGGCCCCUACUGUGUUGACUAGGUUUUUACUGGAAUCCGUACAAACUCAAUCACCAUGCAUCAUCCAGUGCCUCAAGGCAUUUAAAACACUAACAUUCAAGUCUGUCUGCCAGGUAGAUACAGGACUGAGAAAAGUGUUACUGCUACAAAGAGAGCUUCAGUUUUGUUGUGUUUUGGAACAAGUACAAUUUCCAUUAUGUAAUGGUACUUAGACUCUCCUAAUUUAAACUUUUAUGUGGAAUGGUAGGGUUGGACAAUGAUGGGGAAACAAAAAAAAUGUAUGUAUCAUAGUUUUAUAUACUUGGAUGAUAGUGGGUCUUGUGUGCUCUGCUUGAAAAGUAUUGCUAAAAGUAUUUUUAAACAGAUUUCAUCACGAGGAGCUGCAAAAACAAACGGUCUACUGUAAUUUCAAGUAAAAACCCAGGACCUUAUUUUAAAAAAGCUGCUCUCCCCGAAUCGAUGGUGUAAAUAGCCCCCUGUUUGGACAUAGUGUUUACUACACUGUACUGUACAGAAUUGUAAUUUAUAUUGUAUUUCACCAACUCUAUUUAAUUGGUACAGAAGUGUUUUAGAAUACAGAAUGUUUACAAUGUAAA